AUGUCAGUACCUACGUCCCCCGUCAUCCCAAACCUAGGUCCGAGUCUAGGGGCCCUCGAAGUUGGGGUCUUCGUGGCUUGGUUCCUGUCUGGUAUGAAUGCGGUCCAGGCUUUCAUCUACUACCAAUCGGAGUUUCACAAAGACAGCCGCUAUAUCAAGCUGUUGAUUGCCUUCGUGGUCACUGUGGAGAUGGUGCAUAGCGGACUCAUCAGUGCCUACGUCUACGAUACUACCAUCAACAACUUCGGCAAUUAUGAUGCGUUGGAUAGUACACCUUGGACCGUGGCCGUCUCAAUCCCAGUCGGCGGUCUCGCACAAGCGAUGGUUCAGCUCUUCUUCACCUAUCGCGCCUACAUCAUCACCAGAAAGCGCCCUUGGAUCCCCAUCAUCUCUGGAACCGGGAUCGCGAUCCACUUCGCGUGCUCAGUCGCAGGAGCAGUCGAAUCUGUGCGCAUCAGCCUCACAGCGUUCACCAUGCAGUAUCGCUACCUCGUGAUCCUUGGACUGGUAGCAGGUGCCUCUGCCGAUACAGUGAACACGUCGACUCUCCUCUUCGCCUUAUAUCGUGCGCGCGGUGGGGUCACACAGUCACGCAAGAUGAUUGAGCGUCUCAUGCUUUGGUCUACGGAGACUGGCAUUCUAGUCGCGUAUGCACAGCCUAUCAGCUCAACGUCGUGCGAUUGUGGACUGACUCCCACCAACACCAAUAGAGCGGUCAGUUUCCUCGGCUUGAUUUUGCUAUUUGCGCUACCCCAUACGCCUGCAUGGCUUGUGGUGAUCAUGGUCUUCGCGAAGCUAUACUCGAAUACUAUGCUAGCAACAUUCAACGGCCGAGUUGCUCUAAGAUCUUCGGGUAUCCAAACUCAUGUGAGCGUGUUGACCGUAACAGGAGACAGAUCCGAGGCUCUCGCGUCGCGAAAUGCUACCGGAUCGGCGGUGCAUGUCAAGAUGACAAGGCAGAAGCUCGUCGUGAGGGAUGGAGGGCUAGAGGAGAUGAUAGAAGACAUUGAAUGCGAAGAUCCUGUAAAGCACGGACAUUCUUUAUCGGACCCCUUCACACCCGACACUACUGGACCCGCUAUGAAGGCCACCAGGGCUGGCGGUGGCGAUGCCAUUAUCAUAGUGUAG
Molecule: messenger RNA, 1128 nt
Organism: Peniophora sp. CBMAI 1063
Lineage: Eukaryota; Fungi; Basidiomycota; Agaricomycetes; Russulales; Peniophoraceae
Source: the annotation of a GenBank genome assembly